AUGUCGCCCGCGCCUUUCGCCUCGUCGCCGUCGCCGACCCAGGGCACCCCGGCCGCUCCUCCCGUUCCCGAUGACUGCAAGCAGGGCACGCUUGGCUACUUCCACACCCUCGAGCGCCUCAAGACCAACAAGCGCACCGGCUGGGUCAACCAGGGCAUCCACCAGCCAGAGAGCGUCAUGGACCACAUGGGCAGGAUGGCCCUCAUGUGCCUCGCCUUCCCCGAGACGCAGACGCUCGACAUCGGCAAGUGCGUCCUCUUGUCCAUGGUGCACGACAUUGCCGAGGCCGACGUCGGCGACAUCACGCCCGAGCACGCGUCGGGCGUCUCCAAGGCGACCAAGCUGGCUCUCGAGGAGAAGGCGAUGGACCGCAUGUGCGGCCUGCUCGGCCACCCGUCGAUCGCCGCCUUGCGCCUCAAGUCGCUGUGGGACGAGUACGAGGCGCGCGAGACGGCCGAGAGCAAGUUCGUCAAGGACCUCGACCUGUACGAGCUGUGCCAGCAGGCGGUCGAGUACGAGAACACUCAAGGCUGCCAGACGCUGCAAGAGUUCUUCGAGACGACGAUCCCGCGCAUCCUGCACCCGGUCGUCAAGGGCUGGGCACGAGAGCUCAUGGCCGAGCGCCGCACCCUGUGGGCGCAGCGGGGCUGGAUCAGCUACAAGGAGGUGCUCCCUGCGCCCGACGUUCCCGCACCGACGACCAACGGCGUCGCGCCGCCGAGCAAGGCGAGCAACGGCAUCCCCGUCCGGGUGUACGGCAGCCACGAGGAGGGCGAGGCGGCGGCGGCGGCGACGCAGGCUUGA
Rhodotorula graminis WP1 is the source of this 804-nucleotide messenger RNA. RefSeq lists its product as uncharacterized. NCBI's taxonomy places the organism in Eukaryota, Fungi, Basidiomycota, Microbotryomycetes, Sporidiobolales, Sporidiobolaceae. Gene Ontology annotation, molecular function: 5'-deoxynucleotidase activity. The transcript is spliced from 6 exons. Gene Ontology annotation, cellular component: cytoplasm. The coding region runs from base 1 to 804 and encodes 267 amino acids. The record is from RefSeq and is a predicted model, not a curated record.